Acanthopagrus latus (yellowfin seabream) is the source of this 4291-nucleotide messenger RNA. Its product is annotated as forkhead box protein O3-like. The coding region runs from base 1038 to 3245 and encodes 735 amino acids. Gene Ontology annotation, biological process: regulation of transcription by RNA polymerase II. Gene Ontology annotation, cellular component: nucleus. The record is from RefSeq and is a predicted model, not a curated record. The transcript has 2 exons. NCBI's taxonomy places the organism in Eukaryota, Metazoa, Chordata, Actinopteri, Spariformes, Sparidae. Gene Ontology annotation, molecular function: DNA-binding transcription factor activity, RNA polymerase II-specific; RNA polymerase II cis-regulatory region sequence-specific DNA binding.
ACUACAGCGCCGGCGCGUCAUCCUCGGUUCACAUCGACGGAACGAGUUGUAAGCAAAUGAGAACAUGUGUGGGAUCUGAGAGAGUGCGAGAAGGCGAGAAAGGGGGGAUAUAGAGGGGAGCGAGAGGAGGAGUGAUAAAAAGCCAGUUUCAUCAACCUGACAAGUGGAUACGAAAUUUUUUGAUUGUCGGACUAUAUAUAUUUAUAUUUUCUCUCUCCCCCCCCCUCCCCACCUCCCUUUAUAUUUUCUCAGACUGGGAAUUUAUCGAUUCGUCACAUGCGCACGCCUCUUCAUUAUAAUUGCAGACAGUUGGGUGCUGUUCAGGCUGAAUGGACUUGAAUGUGCCGCUGCCAGCUUAAUCCGCGCAGACUGGAAGAUUUAAUAAUUCACGGUAAUCACGCAUUAUCGCCUCACUGGAUGCUCUCUACACAGCCCUGGUGAUUUUUUCCUCUCUCUCUCCCCCCUCCACACACACACACACACUCACACACCCCCUCUCUCUCUUCCUCAUUCUUCCCGUUGUCUUCUGGAGGAUUUAUCGACGACCUGCUUUGCAGAUAUGCUCCUUAUCUGAAAUAUCAUCUGUUGCUGCAACUGGAAUUUGAAAAAAAAAAGGGGGAAAGAAAAAGCCCCCAUGACUGGCGCCGACACGCGUUCGAGACGGACCGUCUUCAGGUGAUGAGGACUGUUGAAUGAGAAGCUGUUGGUUUUUUUCUUUUCUUUUCCACUUCAGGUAAAAUGGACGAAAAAUUAUUAUUACUUUUAUUACUUCUCUUAUCUCUACACGCGAGGCUGUGAUUUUUUUUCUUUCUUUUUUUUUUUUUCGCUUUGCGACCCCAUCAUGAUCCUUCUACUCCGCUGAUUUGCCUCUUAUUGAUUCGGACUGUGAGCGUAAUAGCGGUAUUACGAGGCGAAAUUUCAGCGUGAAUUUCACGUGAAUUUUUCAUUGAAGACAGCGGGACGCGGGGAUCGUGGAGGUAUUUCCCCUCCCCUCCGCUCUUCAUUCGAUUCCCCCACGUUCUUCAACUGAAGGGUAAAUGUUGAUGAUGGAGGACGACGAAUUGGACGCUCAUCAGGUUGAUUCGGAUUUCGAGCCGCAGAGCCGGCCUCGCUCCUGCACCUGGCCGCUGCCUUGCCCGGAGGAUUUCCCCGUCGGACACGAGGUCAGCGGGGGUCUUCCGCUGGCCAACAUCAAGGUGGAACCGGAGGACGUCCCGGCUUGCAGAGCGGGGCUCGUGGGCGGAACGCCGGGAGAGCUGAAGCAUCCAGCCGGCGCCCCGGCACCCACAGGCGCGACGCACCCAUGCCUGGCUGGCGCGGCGCUCGAUGUGACCGGACCGCUGCGCAAAGCCAAGUCCUCGCGGCGGAACGCGUGGGGGAACCAGUCCUACGCGGAUCUCAUUACCCGCGCCAUUGAGAGCACCCCAGAAAAGAGACUCACGCUGUCACAGAUAUACGACUGGAUGGUCCGCUAUGUGCCCUAUUUCAAGGAUAAGGGCGACAGUAAUAGCUCAGCUGGCUGGAAGAACUCAAUCCGACACAACCUAUCCCUCCACACACGUUUUAUCAGGGUGCAGAAUGAGGGAACAGGAAAGAGUUCUUGGUGGAUGCUAAACCCAGAUGGUGGCAAGAUGGGCAAAACCCCCCGCCGGCGAGCAGUCUCCAUGGACAACAGCACUAAAUAUCUAAAAAGCAAAGGUCGCAUCAGAGGGAAAAGGGUUGGCCGUCCUGGGAUAGGAGCUGGGUCUGCUGUAGUGGGGCUUCAGGGCUCCCCUGACCAUGGCAGCCCACCAAGGAAAGGCCACCCAGGAUCUGGAGGUGCAUCUGGUACAGAUGGAGAGUUUGAUGCUUGGACAGACCUUCAUUCCAGGGCCAGUUCGUCAGCCUCUACCCUGAGUGGACGUCUGUCACCUAUCCUUGCAGAGGGAGAGCCAGAGGAACCAGAGGAGGGUGGCCUGUCCUGUUCCACCUCUCCCCACCUGUACCCCUCACCGACCAGUGCCCGCUCUCCAUCCAUGGGGACAGGGAAUCGCUGUCCUCCCUUGGAGCAGCUGCCUCAGCUUGCUAACCUGACAGGUGCCAUCAGUCUAGAUGAGCAAUUGAUGGAGGAUAGUUAUCAUCACCAUCACCCAUCACAACAGCACCAACAGCAUCCAGCUGUUGGCAGACAUAAGCACCAAACACCUGUCUACCACUACAGCUCUGGAGUGAAGGGACAGAGCCCCUAUGGGACUGGAGUCUACAGUGCAACAAGCAUGGGGAUGUUGUGCCACCACUCACCCAUGCAGACCAUUCAGGAGAACAAGCCAGCCAGUUUCUCUGGAACCAUGCGGGCGUACUCCAGCACCAAUGCCCUGCAGAGUCUGCUAACAGGGGGUCCAGCUGGGCAGCCAUACUGUUCCAAGGACAUGAUGCUGGGACAGGAGAGGGAAAGCCAUCCAUUGAUGGGUCAAACUAGUAAUGGAGUAGGCUCCAACCAUCACAGCCACCUCCCUGGCCACCACAAUGGCCACAGCCACAGCCACAAUGGACCUCUUAGUCACAGCUCAGCUCAUAGCCAUAACAGAACUCACAGCCAUACUCAUAAUCACAACAAUGUAACCAACCACAACCACAGCUCACCUCACAGCCUCGCCCACAACGGUCACAACCUCAGCCAGAGCCAUAACCACACACCGCCCCGGGCUGCGGCCCUGACCCCUCGCGGCAACAGCAAUCAGCUCCACACCUACAACCACAAAGCUCCCUACCUGUACAGCCCCCCAUCACACGCCCACCUCCCAGCCUCCACCACCCUGCCCCCAAACCCAGCAGGUAUGCUUGGCAUGCCUCAGGACUCCUGCCAUGUGGCCACCGCCCCACACCCCCGUCACAACCAUUACCCUGACCCACAACACCAAGGCAUGACUAACGGACCAUACCACCACAGCCAGGGCAUAGGGAAUGGUAAUGUUGGUAGCAACUACCACAGCUAUCACCAACCUCAUCCUCAUGAGAGACUACCAGCUGACCUGGACAUUGACAUGUUCCACGGAAGCUUGGACUGUGAUGUGGAGUCCAUCCUCCUCCAAGACAUUAUGGACUCUGGGGAGGAGAUGGACUUUAACUUUGACUGCUCCCUAGCCCAGGGGGUGGGCAUCGGCAUGGGUAUGGGCAUGGGUGUGACCAUGGGCAUGGGGAUGGGAAUGAGCGGUCUGGCUGGUCCUCAGCAAGCUCACAGCAACCAGAGCUGGGUGCCUGGCUGAAGCCUGAAACAACACAUCCUACCCUCUUAAAAGAACUACCCUACCCAUGAAGCACUGUGCUCAACUGUGACAUUCCUGACUUGACGCAGAGACUAUAGGACCAACACUCCCGUCUCUCUUUGUUGUCUUGACAAUUCUUCUGUCGCCCUAUCCUUUUUUGAUUUCCCCUCCCCUCCGAUAGAUCUAGUUCAUGUCACAUUAGGUUUUUCUUCAUAUCAGCUAUACUGUGAUGACAAUCUCUCAGCUGUGCUAGCCCAACAUCGCUUCUCAUCUACCAUGAGAACUGAACUCUCAAUGCACUUUAUUGCAAGUGGGUCACAUCUUGCAGUGUACCGUGUUCUCAGAGCAGCUCAGGCAGAGCUUGGCAUGUUUUGUAAGGUGGCUGUAGUGCUUGACGGCAACAAAUGAGGAAAUCACAAGCUCCGUUGGUAAAGUGUCAGAUCUUGGCAGUGAAUUUAAAUUAGACUCCUUUUCUCAUAUGCUGUCAUUGUCAUGCUGCAGACAGUAAUUUGUGCAACCAAAAAAAAAAAAAAUCUACAGUUGCUUUAUGAUUAGAUCCUUGAUUUUCAAAUUAGUUUUUCAUAUAACCUUCAACAUUGCCUGUUCUUUAUCACUCACCUCAAGUUAAAGAUAUUAUAAAAUACAUUUAACAUUCAAAAAACAUUCAAUUUAAGAGGUUUUGACACAGGUCUGAAUGCAUUAAUACAACAUGUUUACAAACCUAAUUCCAGAAAAGUUUUGUAAAACAUACAUGAAAGCAGAGGGCAACAAUUUCAAGUGUUAUGGAUUGAGGAUUCCACUUUCACACUCAAUCCUGAUACUAUUACCUGCAACCAGUUAAUCUGUUUACCUGUGAAGAGUUCCAAAUAGGUGUUUCUUACAUUCCACAACUUUUAUCAGUCUUUGCUCCUAUUGCAGCUUGUUUGGUGCUAGAAUCAAAUUCAGAUUGAGCAUAAUCUUACAAAAAUAAAUUGAGCUGAUAAAGUCAAAUAUUAAAUAUAUUGUCUUUGUACUGCUUUCAAUAAAGUACAUCUUGUUCCAUUUUU